This is a messenger RNA of Rhizophagus irregularis DAOM 181602=DAOM 197198, 1078 nucleotides long. NCBI's taxonomy places the organism in Eukaryota, Fungi, Glomeromycota, Glomeromycetes, Glomerales, Glomeraceae. The record is from RefSeq and is a predicted model, not a curated record.
GGAUAUAAUCUACCAUACUACCAUGACUGAAAGUGCUAAUCUGAUGCCAUUCGUCUGUAAGUGGUUAUAUUCUCAUUCAAAACCACAACAUUUCGAAACCCAGGAGAAACUUAGAAAGCACAUCGACGAACACGACAUCAAUUCUUGCAACAGAGCAUCUAUAGGAGAUCCAAUUUAUAUAUGUCCGUGGGAAGGUUGCAAUAAGCAUCAAAGUAGUAUUACUAAAUUAGAAGAACAUUUACAUAGACACUCUCGUCAAAGACCAUUCAAGUGUCCAAUUUGCACUGGCUCGCGAUUUUGUUCUCUUGAUGCGCUAAACCGACAUUUGAUUAUCAACCAUAAUGAUAGUGUAGUGGACUCUGACACCGAUAAUGAUACAUUAUGUGAUGAAAAUGAAAAAUUGAAUUUAGACACAUGUUCUUUUCUUGUUGAAAGGAAAACUGAAGAUAAAAAUGAUGUUCGUGUGGAGAAAAAGUCUAGCAAAGAUGAAGCUACCAUUUCUAUUAAAGGAAAAGACAAAAAAAACGAGUUUAUACCAACGAAUAAUAACACAAAGUUAUCUUACCGUGAUGUUCUUGUAAAUGGACGUAAUAAACAUGAUCAGACCGUGCAAGAAUUACUUUAUAUGGCAAUGGAAGCUAUCUCAUCAUUACCAAGGCCAGUCGAAUAUGAUUUGGAUAAUGAAAACUAUGAUGAUUUACCUGACGCGCCACAAGGAGAAAUAUUGUCUGAGGAUCAACAGGACGAACUUAUGUGGGAGGCAUUUCGUAAAGCCUACGAAGGUUCAAAAGCUGUCGAAUAUUUUAGUAAAGCCUUUUCAUUAAUGGAAGGAGGACCUUGAGCACAGAUUCCGCUACUAGUUACAACAUUCUCUUUAUACAUAUAGUUAACAGUAUUGUGCGAAGCAGAUGCAAAACACCCAAGCAGCUUUGUCCCCUUAAUUUUUUCCUUACGAUCAAUUAUUUAUAAUUUUAACGAAGAAUAAGAAUAAACAAAAAUGUUAAAGAAUCGCACGAAAUUAAUCGUUCAAUAAAAUAGUCGUAUAUCAAAUGUAUAUUUAUUAGAAAAUAAAAACUAA